Molecule: messenger RNA, 4623 nt
Organism: Daphnia pulex (common water flea)
Lineage: Eukaryota; Metazoa; Arthropoda; Branchiopoda; Diplostraca; Daphniidae
Product: neuron navigator 3-like
Exons: 18
Coding region: 1708-4461 (917 amino acids)
Biological process (GO): canonical Wnt signaling pathway
Cellular component (GO): cytosol
Molecular function (GO): protein binding
Source: RefSeq, a predicted model, not a curated record
UGUAUGGUUUAUGGUAGUGUCACGUGGAAAAUGAAUCAAGCGCAAUCAUCAGCACGCUUUUGGGAGAUCAACUGUGUGUGUACAUACUCUGUGCCUUCCACUGGGCUGACUUAUCGUUAUUAUUACGAUGGUGAAAUCUAGCAAUUUGUCGGUUUGGGCAAAGCGAAGGAAACUCCCUGAUAUGUGUUGGGCAGGAAUGGCACUUUCCUAUUCUUUUUUCCGGUCAAUUUACAUUCACAGCUGAUUGCCUUUCCUUGUAGGCCAUGAGGAGCAACACCCCCCCCAGCCUCACACUUGUAACGAGAAUUCAAAUGCAGCAGCACAUGGUGGUGGCUUUCCAGAUUAACGGUGACUGUAAAUCAAGACAAUUGCUGAAUUGCAGGCAGAGCGAGCAGUCAGUCCCGGGGGUUCAUAAACUUCGGUUGAGAUGGCGUGAAUUCAACCUGAAAGAAAAUCAAGUAACGAUCGCCACUUCCCAAAUGGUUUUGGUUUCAUUGUCCGUCGUGCCGAGAGAGAGAGAUGGGGUAGUACUACACGUAUAAAAGUGUAUACUAAUGUCGAGGGGAUCCGCGCCAAUGGGUUUUCUCCUCUUGUCGGGGAAAUGGGCGGUCGAAAAUGAUUCACUCCCGCGAUAUAAAGUCCCAACUGAGGCAGACAAACUGACGCUCACACAAGCGUGAUGUGUGUAGGCUUGCGCUGGCUUCUUUAUGCAUAUGCAGGCUGGGCAGGAGCAGGGCCAGGCAGCUCCUUUUGAGAAAAAAAAGGAACUUAGAAAGUGAUAUAUAUUCGGCCGUUUCGCUUUGGCACAUCACCAUUCUGCCAUGGCCGACACCAGCCCGCGAGACUUUCACGUCCGCCGUCUAUGACGAAGUGCGCCAGCGAUCGUACAACUCCGAUUGCUAUAGGCCAUAUUUGGUUGACAACGACGAAUGGUUCUUGGACUCUCGGCACGUUUCGAUUUGCCAAGAUAGACAUUGUGGGGCUUCUCCACGCCAAGAAGUCAUUCUAAUUCUUUCCAGUCGAAAAACUCCGAGGCUCGACUUUGCGCCAUCCCGCCCUUGCCCAGCCGAAUAUAAAAAGAAUGACGAGUUGAUUGAGGCAUGGGCCGAGAAGCGGACGCGUCGCACGUAAAUCGCUCUUCCUCCAACAUGACCCGAGGUAAGAAAAAGUGGUAGAAAAAACCAAAAGAAAGAAAAACAAAAAUUGCAGUAAAACAACCGAAAAUAUGGAAGAAGGAUACCAAACUAAAGUAUAAAGGGACUUUUCGACUAGACUCAAGCAGCAGCAGCAGGAAGUAGUUGGAGGCGUCGAAGGUUUCUUUCUCUCAGGGUCUGAUGAUCACCUGGGCCGGGUGUUUUUUUUUUCUUUCCCUAGGUGUUCCGUUCAGCCAGUUCCUCAGCACACCUCCCACUCUCCCCCUCCCCCCCCCCCCUUCUCUUUCUAUCUCUUACCAUCUACUACUAUCCAUUGCUCGCUUUGCCUCGUCUCUUUUAUUUUAAGGGAAUGGUGUAGAAACCUUUUUCAUAGCCUCAGUUACUUACCGGACGCACUCCAGUUCGGAUUGAAAUUUUUUCGUCUCCGCUCUUUUUUUCCUUCGGCUCCUUUUGCAGAAAAAGUGUUCUUCUUGGAUAACUUCACCUACAACUACACGCGAGACGCUGUGACGUAUUGCUGAACAUCCGAGAGCCCACCAAAAAGGUCGUCUGAAUGGGAAGCAUGUUCAAGUGGAAGGUUUCAUCGCUGACGUCGCGUGUUGGCAACGGCAACAGUUCCGGCGGCAAGAAAGCCGAUAAACACCUCAAUAAUAACGCGCCUCCGCCAGCGACGACUCAGCAGCCGCCGCCUCCGCCAUCGACGUCGACCGACAAGAAUAAAACUGGCGAUCCGAGGGAUAAUUGCCCGCCUCCACAGAAAGUCGUCCAGCAACCGCAGCCACAGCAUCCGGCACCUCCGCCGUUCUCACCGAUUCUACCUCGAUCCGCUGAUGGAUUUUCUCCUCGUCAGCAUUCGACAUCGGUUCAACAGCCCCAACAACAACAACAGCAGCAGCAACAACAGCAACCGAAAUCUAUCGGUAGCCAUCAUUAUCGGUCCGUCCCACCGGCCGAACCUCAAUACCAUCAGCAGCGUCACGCAGAUGGAUCGCAAUCGUGGAACGAGUGGACUCAACAAUUGCUGGCGUACACGGCCUGGGUGAAUUCGCAGUUGAGGAAGCGGCCUGAACUGCCGCUGAUUGAAGACAUGGGAAACGACCUGCAAGAUGGUGUCCUUGUCGCCAAGUUGAUUGAAAUCAUCACUGGCAAAGACAUUCGCGGUAUCGACGUGAACGCCAAAACGCAGCAGGUCAAACGAGACAAUUUCGAAAAGAUUCUAACGUUCCUGGCGUCGCAGCGCGUGAGGACGUCUACCGUGACGUCUCGUGACCUGGCCACCGGCAAUCUCAAGUCGCUAAUGAGGUUGAUAUUAUCGCUAGCUUCACACUACAAACCGCAUAGCGUGAAGCAAGGAAGGGACUCGGCUUCGUUCCGAGCCAAUUCCCAGACGACGCCCAACCUUAAUGUGCCGACAAAUCGACGGUUCCCAACAACUGGUUUCGAACCGCAGGAGGUGGAUAUGAAGAUGGUCAACGCUUUGGCCACCCUACGACGCCAAAAUACCAACAGCGGCGCUACCGCUAUCCGGCCCGCUCUAGCCACAUCCUCUUCCGCCGCCGAUUUACUCAUGUCACCUAGUGUACAGCGUCGUUACACGAUGAAUGGAUCGGCGAUCAACCGCGACGUUGCGUCACAACAACUGUCGUCAUUCGGAACGAUAUCGAACGCGCGCUCUUUGGCCAAUUUACAAUCGCAGAACAAUCACGAUGAUAGCAUGAUUGAAUCGCCUCGCAAUCAUGCGGCCAUGGCCACGUCCACGUCCGUCGGCGAUCUGAAUACCAGCGAGGAGGACGCCACGGUUCGGAAACCGAUUUUGAAAAAAGAUUCCAAAUACGGCAGUCGGAGAGAAUUGCCCGCCCUGGGCGUCUCUGGUGUCGUGUCCAAAGGUCGUCCGUCCAUUUUCGAAUUUUGGGAAAAUAUGCUAGGCCCCCAGCCGGACCCGAUGAGCAGUCUGACGCUUGCAGGCGGUGAAAGUAGCGAUGCUAAUGAGAACAAUAGCGGCUCCAGGGCCAGCAUGCGUCGCGUUCUGCCUCCGCUGCCCGGCCAGCCUCAGAGUUUGACCGUCAGCACAACAACUAAUCCUACGACUUGCAGCAGCAGCAGCAACAACAGCAAUGGAUCUGGUGAAUUGCUCGGCAGCCGUGGCGAAGUGGAAGGUUCGUCCAAUCAGCCGAGUCCGACUUGCGUGUCGGGUGAAAUCGAUCCCGGCUAUUGGAGUUCCGUGCGGAGCAACACCAACCACGAGGAGAUGAUGAGCACGACGCCCGUCAAAGCUCACCAUGACCUACUCAUGGACGACCUCAAUCGCACCAAGAAACAACUAGCUGAACUCCAAAACAUGUUGUUGACCAACCAACAAGAGGCCACUAUGACGGAAAGCAAAGGAACUACCACAACUUCAUCAACUGACCCGGAUGCCAUCUCUUGGUUGAGAUCAACGCUGCACAGUGUAGAUCAGAGAUGCACCAACCUCCAGUCGGAUUUGAAAAAAGCCCAACAGGACUGUUUGACUUUGGAUGGCAGUCGUAGAGGACUGGCGGCCUGCUUAGCUAAUCAAGAGGAAGCUUUGAGCGGUUUGCGGCAAGAACUGGUACGAACUACACUUGCCAACCAGACGAUGACCAAUGAAAGGGUUGAAAUGCAGCGAAAACUGGAGGAGAAAGAUCGACAGAUUGCUGAUCUCAGACGUCAGCUCGCUGCUAAAGAUCGUGUCAUGGAAACCCAAAGAGCCGUCCUUGAAGAAGCAUCUCACAAUUUCACCCCGGCUUUGCGAGCUAAGCUGGAUAAGAAUAUUAGCACAAUGGAUGCCAGGAGAAAUCAGUACCGUGAAGAGCUGCAUGUCGCACGCGAGGCUCUUUCCUCUCUUCGCUCAAAUUUCAGAGGAAACGAUCCAAACCAUCAUACUCUAGAUACACUAGAACAGUGCAUGGCUUUCCUACUUGAACGGAUUGCUGGACCCGACACCUUGGAUAUGACAUCUUCUGCCUCACAAUCGACUUUGAUUCAGCGCAAUGACACACUAAAGCGUGGUAACAUGAACGGUUACCACGGCGACCAAUUCACCAAAGUAGUUUACUUCACUGAGCGGACAGUAACGCCAUUCUUAACAGUUAUUCCACGACGACUUGGCGAGAUUUCGCUACGAGAUUUCAAAACAUUAUUCGAUCGCCCUGGUGUUUACAGAUUUCAUUUCAAAGCUCAAGAUGCCGAGUAUGGAUUUGUUAAAGAGGAGAUCGCAGACGACAACAUGAUACUUCCAGGGUUCGAUGGAAAAAUUAUUGCCUGGGUCGAAGAGAUUCAAGUUUAGGCUCUAUUUUACGCCUGUAUAGAACCUUGUGUAUCCAAAAUGUAAAUUCUUCUUGCGCCUUUAAAAUUCAACUUAUAUUCAUUUAAUUAAAAUCCUUUGGGAUACGCAGUAUGUUAUAUAAUUUGACUUAAAAUGCUGAAAUGUAAACAACCCAACCCGUUA